Messenger RNA from Impatiens glandulifera, 946 nucleotides. Its product is annotated as CASP-like protein 2B1. The record is from RefSeq and is a predicted model, not a curated record. Lineage: Eukaryota; Viridiplantae; Streptophyta; Magnoliopsida; Ericales; Balsaminaceae. The transcript has 3 exons. Bases 79 to 663 code for a protein of 194 amino acids.
AUAAAGUCUUGAAAUUUAUUUCCAAUCUCUCUCACUCACUCAUCAUCUAUAAUUUUGAAGUGGAUUAGGUUAAGGAAGAUGAUGAGCAGUAAUAAUGUGGGUCUGAGUCCUGGAAAUGUGCCAGUGAAUCACGGUGGGGUUCAUUUGAAAGACUUGGACCGGAGGGUUAGGACGACUGAGCUGGUGCUGAGAUUUUGGGUUUUCUUUUUGGGUAUUGUUGCUGUUACUCUCAUUGUUACUGAUUCUCAGGUCAGAGAGUUCUUUACAAUCCAAAGGAAGGCCACAUUUACCAACAUGAAAUCCCUAGUGUUUUUAGUGGCGGCAAAUGCCAUAGCAGCUGGAUACUCGGUGAUGCAAGGAACAAGGUGCAUAGUGAGUAUGGUUAGAGGAAAUGUGUUAUUUAACAAGAGAUUGGCAUGGGCUAUUUUCUCAGGUGACCAGGUUAUGGCAUACUUAACAGUAGCGGCAGUUUCAGUUUCAAUGCAAUCUUCAAUGUUUGGAAAACUUGGGGAAUCAAAAUGGCAAUGGAUGCAAUUAUGCGAUUUGUAUGGCCAGUAUUGUAAGCAAGCCGGAGAAGGACUUGCCAGUGCCUUAUGUGCCAGCAUAGGAAUGGUUGCUCUUUCUGGAAUUUCUGCUUUCAGUCUUUUCCGGUUAUAUGAAUAACCUAGAUUAAUAUAUACAAAUCCUAGUUAAAACUAAUAUAUAAUUAAACUUGUAAUAAUACUGCUAUAUAUAGCUAGCUUAGCUAGUAAUUACAUGUUUUGGUUUUGUGUUUGUUUUGUUCUAGUAUAUGCUCUUGGUUUGUCGACAAAAUGCAUCGAUUGAUCACUAUAUGUGAACCAGAACCAGUGAAUGAGUGUUUCUUUUGUCAUUAUCUAGUUAACAUGUUUAAUAUAUGUUAAUUAACUUGUAGCAUUAAUUGUUAUCAUAUAUGAUUUUUUUCCUC